UUCUGUUCAGGCAGCUCCGCGGACACCUCUGUGGACCAUAAUUACCCAGCAUCCCUUUCGCGCAUCCUUUCCCUCCAUCUUGCUGUUCGGAGAGAGACGGUGGACUCACCUGGAGAAGACUGACGAUGCCUGGAAGACUAUGGAGUAAGGCCAUCUUCACCGGCUAUAAGCGCGGUCUGAGGAACCAGCGUGAAAACACGGCGCUGCUGAAGCUCGAGGGAUGUUACACCAGAGACGAGGUGGACUUCUACCUCGGGAAACGCUGCGCCUACGUCUACAAGGCCAAGAAGAACACGGUGACGCCGGGCGGUAAACCCAAUAAGACCCGUGUGAUCUGGGGGAAGGUGACCCGGGCCCACGGGAGCAGCGGCAUGGUCCGAGCCAAGUUCAGCAGCAACCUGCCAGCUAAAGCCAUGGGACACAGAGUCAGAGUGAUGCUGUAUCCUUCUCGAGUGUGAAGAGGAAACAUCUGCAGCCGUCGAUGUUCUCGUUUGUACAGAAACAAUAAAACUGAUAUCAGGUCCAAAGA
Messenger RNA from Sebastes umbrosus (honeycomb rockfish), 529 nucleotides. It is a transcript of the gene rpl35a, whose product is annotated as ribosomal protein L35a. Gene Ontology annotation, biological process: ribosomal large subunit biogenesis; cytoplasmic translation. Bases 126 to 458 code for a protein of 110 amino acids. Gene Ontology annotation, molecular function: structural constituent of ribosome. NCBI's taxonomy places the organism in Eukaryota, Metazoa, Chordata, Actinopteri, Perciformes, Sebastidae. Gene Ontology annotation, cellular component: ribosome; cytosolic large ribosomal subunit. The record is from RefSeq and is a predicted model, not a curated record. The transcript is spliced from 5 exons.